AGCUCAGUGAACACCCAGUUGGUGACGGUUGUCUUCAAAGGGCACACCUUUUUGCCUUAUGAGAAGGAGAGAGGGUGGAGCUGGGCAGGCCUGAGCUGGAGGGGCUUCCUGGCUUCCCAGAGCCAGCCUGGAGCCCAACUGCCUUCAGUCAGAUGCUCUGAAGGACUUCAGCUUGCUCCUUGCCAUCCAGCACACACCGACGGUAACCAGAGGCCACCACCAUGACAAGGGACCAGAAUGGAACCUGGGAGAUGGAGAGUAAUGACAACUUUGAAGGCUACAUGAAGGCCCUGGAUAUUGAUUUUGCCACCCGCAAGAUCGCCAUCCAUCUGACUCAGACGAAGAUCAUUGAGCAAGAUGGUGAUAAGUUCAAGACGCAAACCAAGAGCACAUUCCGUAACUAUAAUGUGGAUUUCACAGUUGGGGUGGAGUUUGAAGAGCAUACAAAGGGCCUGGAUGACCGGAAAGUUAAGACUUUGGUCGUCUGGGAAGGCGAUGCCCUUGUGUGCGUGCAGAAGGGGGAAAAGGAGAACCGAGGCUGGAAGCAGUGGGUUGAGGGGGACAAGCUGUAUCUGGAGCUGACGUGCGGCGACCAGGUGUGCCGUCAAGUGUUCAAGAAGAAGUGACGGUGUGAGGAGGGCCUACUGAGCAUACACUCCAUGCUCCCUGUGAAGAGUUCUCUGCCAGCAUUGGGGAGCAGCCAUGGGGACCCUCCUGGUCCUGACAGAGCCCGUUAAGAUAUCUGGGCCUCUCCUGCUUCUGUGAUGGUCCACACUAUGUCUAUGGAGUUUGUUUCCUCCCUGAAUAAACCUUUUUUCUCUUUCAGUUUA
This is a messenger RNA of Capra hircus (goat), 830 nucleotides long. RefSeq names its product retinol binding protein 2 (gene RBP2). The coding region runs from base 222 to 626 and encodes 134 amino acids. NCBI's taxonomy places the organism in Eukaryota, Metazoa, Chordata, Mammalia, Artiodactyla, Bovidae. Gene Ontology annotation, biological process: fatty acid transport. The record is from RefSeq and is a predicted model, not a curated record. Gene Ontology annotation, cellular component: nucleus; cytosol. The transcript has 5 exons. Gene Ontology annotation, molecular function: fatty acid binding.